AUGGCAAAACGCACAUCAUCGGACAACAACAUAGACUCGCAAUCGAAAAAGAUCUGCUAUGAAAUCUUAUUAAGUUCUGAUGACGAUGACGAUGGAUUGGACGGCGGGUACUACACAAAUCUCAUCGAUAACUUUGAUCGGCAACACGCGUCUUCUUCAUUUUAUUCAUCUCAAACGGGUGAUGGCGAAGUAAGCCAACAAAACGGAAAAAAUCAGGACGCCGAGGUCUCUAUUCUGGAAGAAACGGGUGAAGGAGCGUGGCCGCCAAGACUUUCCAAAAAUGUAGUUUCCAAAGAAACUGUCGAGAAAACGUUGAAAGAAGCGGCCGAUCUGCGCAAAGAAAAUCCAGAAAAUGAUACCUUGAACACGCUCAGCGUCGACGAUUGGAAAAGCUUCAACGUUGCCGACAAUUUGCACAAAAUGGCCGAAUUCGACAAAAAGCGUCUGAACCGAAUCAAAGAACUUGAGGAGAAGGGGCUUCGUCAAAUGACUCAAAUUGAGAAACGUGAUGACCUCGACGCACUCGACUUUUGCAACACAAACAAAGCGGAUGAACUCAAAAAACUCAUCGAUAAUUUGACAAAAAGUGACGAAAAGAAUGUUAAGAAAGAUGAGAAGGUCAAAGAGGUCGAUGAUUUGGUUCUGUAUGAUUUUCUGCUCAUCAACAACGUUUCAAAUGUUGGAUUCGACUCGGUGUCCAUCCUUGAGUCUGAUGCUGUUCCGCUUUCCUGGAUACUUGAAUAUGCUGCCGAACACCUGAACGUGUCAAAGAAGAGCUUACAAUUACGUACUAAAGCAAACUUGGAUGGAUCGAGCGAGUUGCGAAUUUUGUCUCCAAGUUUAACACCUGUGCAAGCCAAACUUCUAGCGUCACCUGCAGUCAAUGAGAUCCUGAUUGAAAUGGGCAAUGUAGAGAGAGAGGCGAAUGAAGCCGAGUCUGAAGAGAAGCUACGU
This is a messenger RNA of Mesorhabditis belari, 954 nucleotides long. The record is from the annotation of a GenBank genome assembly. NCBI's taxonomy places the organism in Eukaryota, Metazoa, Nematoda, Chromadorea, Rhabditida, Rhabditidae.